AAAUCGCACAAUGCAUUUUUCGUCACUACUGAAGGUAAUAUUUCUUGUCGCCUGAAUGGCUUUUUUUUCACUUUAUACGUAUUAGCCCACAUGCAGCUAUCGUCUUUCAUUAAUAAUAACGAUAUUCUAUUUCAAGAAGCGAGGACUAUUCGACUUUCCGAAAAGUGUUGUUAUCUCCCUUUGCAAAGAAAAUUAGAGUGAUGUCCCCUUUUCACGUUCACUUCCGCCGAGUAAACCUUCAAAAUGGCGGCAAAUAACAAUAUUGACGUUGAUGAUGAAUUCCAUCAAAUGACAGUUAAAGAAUUGCGUGAAUACCUACGGGAACGAAAUCAAAAGGUGACUGGGAUAAGAGCACAAGUUUUAGCGCGAGCAAGAGGGGCGAAGGCACUUCGUUUGGAUGCAACCACCUUAGUACAACCAAGUAAAGGCGUUAUAUCCUUGCAACGGAAGCUCGUCACACCCAGCGGAUAUCGAAUGCCAGACCCCACUACAUUAAUGAUUGGAUGGAACGAUGCUGUUGAAUCAUUGCCGGAAUUCUCAGAGAAGGAAAUCUACAAUUAUAUGGUACUUAGCAACCAUAGGACUUCAGACACGAAACCCAUGAUGGCUAAACGACAAAUGAAGGCAGUGGUGUUUUACCAAGAUAGACAUGUUCACGGCGUAGCUCUACACAACAUCCAUCACGACUGUGACCAUAUGUUUGUCAGAUGCCGUGUCAUACCAUCACUACCAACAGCGGAUCCUAAGAAAAGCCCCGAUCACGAAGUUUGGGCAAGUCUCUCAAAAGUUACAGGUCGUGUUCAUUCAGCAAAUUGUACUUGUGCAGCUGGUGCCGGGGAGGCUUGUAAUCAUGUAUCAGCCCUGCUUCAUGCCCUUGCAGACAUUAGUCAGAAGAAAAAGGAUGGUUUGCUUUCAUGCACAUCAGUUGAGUGCAAGUGGAAAAUUCCCAGAAAAAGGAAGUUGGAUCCAAUGAAAUCGGAUGACUUGAACCUGAUGUCAAGUGGCAGGAAGAGUCAACAAAAAGGUACUGGGACUACACAAGGUACUGUCGGAAUACAGAAUGGAACAAUCAACAAAAGAUCAAUGUGUCCCAACAGCAACAUGCCACAGACAACAAUAAAUCUCACAAGAUUUAAUAAGAAGUUAAUUGGUCAUGAAACAAAAAGUAAAUGUGGAUAUGUUGUUAAUACAACUACUGUUACUCAAGCUCCUGAACCUAUGCCAGAACUUCCAAAAAUACCAUGCAUUGAUCGUUGUAUUCCUGACUAUGUUGAUAUUAAAUCGCCAACCUGUCAAACUACCUUUCAAAAUUAUUUUGAUUCCAUGAAAGUGUCAGAAAAGGAUGUGAGGUCAAUAGAGAGAAUGACAAGAGGACAACAUAAAACAAAGUUUUGGAAGGAAGCCAGAUUGGAAAGGAUAACAAGUUCACAGUUUGGCAAAGUAUUUAUCCGACAGACAUCUACAGCUCCAGAUAGACUUGUAUGUGACCUAAUGGGAUAUCGGGGCGAAUUUGGUAACAGACAUACCAGAUGGGGACUUUCACAUGAAUCGGCAGCAAGGCGGCAGUAUAUCAACAAAAUGGCAGGUCUUCAUCCACAGUUGAAAGUGUCCCAGUGUGGACUAAUUGUGAAUACAGACUACCCUUACCUUGCAACUAGCCCUGAUGGACUUGUGUCAUGCACAGAUUGUAGUACAUGUAGUAAUCAACAUGGCUUAGUAGAGAUUAAAUGUCCAUCUGUUUUCAGAGAUCUAACACCAGAAGAGGCUGCAUCAAAUACAAAUUUCUUCUGCCAUAUUGUGGACAAAAAUGUGACUCUAAAAGAAAACCAUGCAUACUACUUUCAAGUACAAGGACAGAUGGCCUUGACCAAAAGAACUUGGUGUGAUUUUGUGGUGUGGACACUCAAAGGGAUAUCUAUUGAAAGGAUUACAUUUGACGAGAACAAGUGGCAUCAGAUGGUCACAAGGCUUCGCAGCUUCUAUCUGUCAGCCAUUAUUCCUGAAAAAUAUACCCUACGUGUCCAGCGAGGUGUUUCACUGUAUUAGAUUGACCGUUGCACUACCAUCUUACCAGUUGUUUUACCCUAUGCUCACUCAGUCAAUUCAAUGUUUCACUCAAUACCAUAUCAUAUCUUUCUUUGAUAGUCAUAGAUACUUACCAUUCAAUGGGUGAAUUGUUACUUAACGCCGCAUUCACGGCGACUGACCAUUCAGAUAGUAUGUCGCUUAGACAUAGGAUAUCUUCUUCUCCUUGUAAUUUCUUGAACCAUUCUAUUAAGCCAUAACAUAUAAUAACAUAUUUUCUGUAACGUCUUGAAAUGACAACAUGGACAACAUGAUUUAAGAAAAUCAUCAAGCGUUUAUUUCUUUCAUUUUAGUUAUUGUCACAAAAAUUAGAACCAUGGGACUAUGAUCCUGCUGUCACAGCUAAAACAUGAAAUUGUUUAUGUUCUUAUAUGAAGAUAAACUCACACUCAUGAGUACACAAAAAGAACUUUUAGAACGCCAGCUUGUUUCCGUCAACGAAUCAGUGAAACUGUUGGAAGAUAAAAUUAUCUCCAAAGCGGAUCAACACUCUCAAAACAUCAUCAACACUGCUUGUCAAGCAGUCAAAGACAGAGAGCACAAG
Molecule: messenger RNA, 2629 nt
Organism: Haliotis rufescens (red abalone)
Lineage: Eukaryota; Metazoa; Mollusca; Gastropoda; Lepetellida; Haliotidae
Exons: 2
Coding region: 244-2046 (600 amino acids)
Molecular function (GO): zinc ion binding
Source: RefSeq, a predicted model, not a curated record